Mycotypha africana is the source of this 2071-nucleotide messenger RNA. Its product is annotated as mitochondrial inner membrane protein-domain-containing protein. The record is from RefSeq and is a predicted model, not a curated record. Bases 161 to 1960 code for a protein of 599 amino acids. The transcript has 2 exons. Gene Ontology annotation, cellular component: MICOS complex. NCBI's taxonomy places the organism in Eukaryota, Fungi, Mucoromycota, Mucoromycetes, Mucorales, Mycotyphaceae. Gene Ontology annotation, biological process: cristae formation.
CCAGCGUGACGUGAGCUUCCCCACAGUAAACUGAGUUUGUUUAUGUCUAUCGUCGCCGCCCUGGUGAAAUUUGGGUAGCAAAAUCAAACAUUUAAGCACGAAUUUUUUGCAUAUUAGGUUUUAUAGCAAACAAGCUAAACUUGUCCCUGUUUUUUUAACCAUGUUGAGAGGACUUCCGACCAUUCGAUCUUCCACCCGUCUUUGUUCGCUCAAUAAACCAAGGCGUUUCAACGUACCUAGUCGCUUUUACACGGCAGCCCCCACACCUGAAAUUGUCGCUGAUUACACCACAACAAAAGCGAAAGGAUCGUUAAGCAAGAAGAUAUUAUGGCUGACAUUAUUAACAGGCACUUUAUACACGGGCUCCACCUAUUUUGCCCUUAAGAAUGAAGCCUUUCAUGACACAUAUAUCACUUAUUUCCCUGGAGGCGAGCAAUUACUCGAUAAAUUGGAUGAUUGGGCUGCUGAAGAGCGUACUCAACAAUAUUAUAGAAAGUGGAUACAGUUAAAGGAAAAAACAGCCGAACACACAGAGACCGCACGAAAGUACGCCAAUACUACUAAAGAGACAGCUCAGGAUUGGUAUGAGUACGUAUCAGAUGCCAUUGCUCAAUUUCGAGGAGAGAAGGAGCCUCCAUUGCCACCAGGCUCCAAUCCUCCUACACCUGUUGGCGGUGGUAAUAAUGCACGCCUUCGUCAACAACGUUUGAGAAUGGCAGCUGCUAAGAGAGAUCCAUUGUUCACUAAUGUGCUUUAUACAUCUGAAAAGCAACCUAUACCAAAGUUCGAUUUGUCAGAGCACGAUGUUGUGAACCAAUUUGCAAAGACAGUCCAAGAUUUGGUUGUAUUGUUGAACGAAGCUGAUAUGUCAGGUCAUGCAAAACGAUUGGUUGAUUUCGCAACACGCGAUAUCGAAAGCCUCAACAAAGCUUUCGCUCUCAUCAAACAAGAAGAAAACAAAGCUCAACAAGAGAUUGCAGGACUUCACCAGGCAUUAUUGGCUUCCAAAAAACAUCUUGACUCUAAACAGCAAGAAGUCGAGCAAAAAUUACAGGAUGCUAAAGCUAGAGCAACUGCUCAAGUUGACCAACAUAUACAGGAACUUGAAUUAAAGUUGAAGAAGGAGACUGAUAGUUUGAAUAACCAGCAUAAGGAGACGCGGGAAAAGGAGCUGGCUACACAGCGUCAAGAGUACCUUCAGUUAUUAGAAAAUGAAUUGAAGCAGAAGGCAAUCGAAAUUCAAUCGGAAUAUGCUAGUCAAGUUCAGCAACAAGUAGAAACUGAACGCGGCGGCCGCUUAUCAAAGAUCGAUCAUGUUUCACAAAAACAAAUAGAACUUGAAAAGCUAGUGUAUGCCGAUGCAGAACUGUUGGAUGAUGUCAAAAAGGCACACCAACUAGUUGCUGCUAUUGAUGCUUUAAAAAGAGCUGCUUUAACAGGGGAGCAAGGAAAGUUCGUAGCAGAGUUAGAAGCGUUGAACCGCUUAAGUCAAAAGACUCCUUUUGCUAAAGUCAGUGAACGACAAAAUAGUGAACUUAUCCAAUUGGUUAUCAAGAGUAUCAAUGUUCAUGUUGCUAAUCACGGUGUUACUUCCCUUGCUUCUCUUUCUGACAAGUUUGAAACUGUGGCACGCGAAGUGCGUCGUGCCUCUUUGAUUCCCGACGAAAAUGCUUCCAUGAUGGCUCAUCUUGUAUCAAUUAUUUUCAGCAGUUUUAUGUUUAAAAAGAAGGGCCUUGUUCCUGGUGAUGAUGUUGAAUCCAGAUUAGCGCGCGCCGAAUAUUAUCUGAAUACAGAAAAAGACUUAGAAAGCGCUGCUCGUGAAAUAAACCAAUUAACAGGUUGGCCUAAACGUUUAUCAAUGGAUUGGCUGGAAGGUGCACGUCGCCAUUUGGAAGUAAAACAAGCUUUAGAUAUUCUAAAAUCUGAAGCUUCCUUAAUUAGUAUGUUACAAUCGAAAUAAUAAAGAUAUCCCCCGCCCCUUUCGCCUUUGAUUAACCUUUAACGAGCAUUUGUAAGAAAAAUUAAAUAAUUUAACGCUAUCAAAAAGAAAGACUCAGGACGGUUAGGAAGA